CUCCCAGCCGCCAUGGCGGCACCGGCAGAGGAGAGCGCGGAGCCCUCGGGGAGGGAGCCGCGGCUGCGGGACACCCCCGAGGACAUCUGCUUCGAGGCGACCGCCAACGCCAUCGCCCUGCACCCGGCCCGGCCGCUGCUGGCGGCGGGGGACGUGGACGGCGAUGUGUACCUGUACUCGUACUCCUGCACCGAGGGGGAGAACCGGCAGCUCUGGUCCUCCGGGCAUCAUCUGAAGUCGUGCCGGGACGUGGCCUUCUCCCACGACGGGCAGAAGCUUUUCACCGUGUCCAAGGACAAGUCCAUCCACAUCCUGACGGCGGAGGAGGGACGGCUGGAAACGCGCUUCCCUAAGGCACACAGCUCGGCCCUCAACUGCGUGCUGCCCAUCGAUACCAAUGUCUUUGCCACGGGUGAUGACAACGGGGCGCUGAAGGUGUGGGACCUGCGCAAGGGGGAUGCAAUCUUGGAAGCCCGGGAGCAGGAGGAGUACAUCAGCGCCAUGGCUGUGGAUGGUAACGGGAAGCUGCUGCUGACUGCCAGUGGUGAUGGCACCCUGGGUGUCUUCAACGUGAAGAGGCGUCGCUUUGAGCUACUCUCAGAACCGCAGAAUGGGGACCUCACAUCUGUGGCGCUGCUGAAGAGGGGGAAGAAAGUGGCCUGUGGCUCCAGUGAAGGCACCAUUUACCUCUUCAACUGGGACGGCUUCGGGGCAGCCAGCGACCGCUUCGCUUUGAGAGCUGAGUCCAUUGACUGCAUGGUCCCCAUCACAGACAGCAUUGUGUGCGUGGGCUCCUUGGACGGAGUCAUCAGGGCAGUGAACGUCCUGCCCAACCGUGUGCUGGGCUGCGUGGGGCAGCACCUCGGGGAGCCCAUCGAGCAACUGGCGCUGGCGCCAGGUGGGCAGCUCCUGGCCAGCUGUGCCCAUGACCAGAAGGUGAAGUUCUGGGACGUGUCGGCGCUGGCAGGGCUGGUGGUGGACGAUUACCGCAAGAAGAAGAAGAAGGGGGGGCCCCUGCGGGCGCUCAGCAGCAAGGCAGUGGGCAGUGGUGAGGACUUCUUUGCUGACCUGCGGGAUGAGGCUGAGCCGGAGGCGGCACCAGAGAGCGACAGCGACAGCGAUGGUGGGGACUGAGGGGAUGGGAGCGCAGGGUUGUAACUGAGGGUCCUUCUAUGGGGGGAUGUGGCUGCAGUCCCUGGUGGAAGGGCUCGGGGUUCAUGAGUGAGGAUCCCUGGUGGAUGUGGGGGCUGGGUCUGAGAUGGGGCAGGGGACAUGGAUGGGGAUCCAGCCCUGGGAAGGGAGUGUGGUGUGGGUGUAGGAAAGGUGGGCUUUGCUGGUGUAUUUGGGGGUCCUGAGAUGGGGAUGGGAAGGCAGAGCAUUGCUCAAGGGGCUGGAGAGUAAUGGUAUCCUGGGGUGCCUGGCCAAACAGGUCCACCCCUUACCCGAGGCCAUGCCUGGCCCUGCAGUGCUGUCCAACCAGGUGUGUGUUAAUUAUCUUUUGUUAAUUUAUAGAUCAGCUCUACCGCAAAUAAACCCAGUGCCUUUCA
Messenger RNA from Melopsittacus undulatus (budgerigar), 1547 nucleotides. RefSeq names its product WD repeat domain 55 (gene WDR55). The transcript is spliced from 8 exons. The record is from RefSeq and is a predicted model, not a curated record. Gene Ontology annotation, molecular function: protein binding. Bases 13 to 1134 code for a protein of 373 amino acids. Lineage: Eukaryota; Metazoa; Chordata; Aves; Psittaciformes; Psittaculidae.